Molecule: messenger RNA, 717 nt
Organism: Exophiala spinifera
Lineage: Eukaryota; Fungi; Ascomycota; Eurotiomycetes; Chaetothyriales; Herpotrichiellaceae
Exons: 2
Coding region: 1-717 (238 amino acids)
Source: RefSeq, a predicted model, not a curated record
AUGGAUCUUGUUACGCCCACGUUGCCACCGUUACCGCCCUCUCUUCCCGCUGAAUAUCUCAGAACAAGGAACGUGCAAAAGGAGGCAGACGAAACCAAAUUCGAACUCCUCAACAAGGAAAUCGACGCUCUGAACAAUCCAUUGCUCGAACCCCUUCUCCCGGCCGAAGACGACGACACCAUCAGGAACAGCGAGAGGGACAUCAGCUCGGCGGCGUUUCGGGAGACCAACGCUGAACUAGGCGUCAAGGAAGGCGAGAGCUACGAGAACCUCGCCCGUGCCCAAGCCCUCGUGUGGUUCACCAAGCUCGAAGAGAGGUUCGAGGAACGCAGCACCAAACUUCGCGCCGACGCCCUUUCGUACUCGCUCCAGCACGUCAUCGGCCGCACCAACCCUACCCGCUUCAACGAGUACCUUCAGGCUCGCGCGAGAUUGCGGUACCACUACCACAGCGUGCGCCAGGUGAUGAGAAUGAAGAAAGCUUACGUGGAAAAGAAGGAGAAGGAGGAAGAGGUCAUCGAGUCCCGCCGCGCACUGUCGUACGGAGAAAAAGUCAUGAAAUGGCAGGCAAUGGUGAUGUCGAGGAGGAAGAGACAUGCGAGCUAUCUUGCUUCCGUCAAGGCUCGACGAGCUUCGAAAGGCGCUCAAAAGCGCACCGGCGCAGAACAACGUACCGGCUCAGACCAGCGCGUCGGCACAGAUGAUUCGGGCCCUUGA